Molecule: messenger RNA, 6475 nt
Organism: Colius striatus (speckled mousebird)
Lineage: Eukaryota; Metazoa; Chordata; Aves; Coliiformes; Coliidae
Gene: ZNF142
Product: zinc finger protein 142
Exons: 8
Coding region: 403-6381 (1992 amino acids)
Biological process (GO): regulation of gene expression
Cellular component (GO): nucleus
Source: RefSeq, a predicted model, not a curated record
GGCUGCGCGGCGAAGGGGCCUGGGGCUUUCGGUGGGCUCCUCCUCGCUGGAGGUUGGGCCCGGGUCUGGGGGUUGGGCUCGGGCCUGGGCCCGGGUCUGGGCCCGCCUGGGUGUGAGGAGGCGGCACUGGCUGUUGGGAUCAGGGAGAGACUGCCCCCGGGCCGCUCUGGGGAGAGUUCAGGGGUCCUUGCGCCCCCGCCUCCUCUCUGGCAGUGGGCUUGGCCAGCAGGAAGGAGCCGGUUGUGAAAUUCCCCCCGCUUCACAUCCCUGCCCGGGGACCGGCGCCGCAGGCUGCCCCUCAAAACCCUGCAGGACCUCUGGGCUUUCCCUCGUUCAAAGCACUUUCUUCUGUUCUGGGGUGAGAGGCCCUCCUGCCCAACACCAAACCAGCACCCGGUAGUAAUGAGCGCAGAACGGGCUGUGUCUGAGGGUGGCAGCAGGGAGAUGGAGGCCCUGUGCUCGGAGCUGCUCCUGCCAGCACCGGCAGAGGCAGGAGCCGUGGGAAGCCCCGGUGUGGCCAGCACCAGCCUGGCUGGGGCUCCCCCGCUGACCACCAGCCAGGACUUGCUGCUGGCAGAGGCAUCAAUACCUGGGGAAGGGGCUCACGCUGAAGGAAGCAACGUGGAAAUAUUCAUCGAAGCAGUGGCUGGCAAUGUGACACUGAGCAACGCAGCCAAUGCCACAGAGGUGCUGGUCAAAGUGGUGGAGCUGUAUUUCUGUGAGAGGUGCGGACAGAGCUUCUCAGAGGCCUCCCUGCUGUCCCAGCACCACUGCCUGCUGCUGGCCCCCCCGCGUCAUCUGGAGCUGCCAGGGGCACUGCUGACUUCUGCCAGUGAGCCAAGGGGCUCGGAGCUGCCCAGAGCCAGCACACAGGAAGGCUCCAUUCCCGAGCGCCUGCUGUGCCCCGUCUGCCAGGAGCCAUUUGUGCAGCCUGGGGAGCUCAAGGAGCACUUCAAGACUCACCGUGGCCCACCGGGAGCCCUGCCCUGCCCCGAGGAAGGCUGCUCCUUCGCCACAGAGGACCGCAAGCAGCUGCGCGGCCACCUGCGCCGGCUGCAUGGGGCAUCCCCCGUGCCCUGCGCCUGCCGCGCCUGCCCGCUGCUCUUCCCCAGCCGCCCGGCCAUGCAGCGGCAUCACCGCACACACUUCCCCUUCCACUGCGGCCGCUGCGACUUCGUCACAGCCAAUGCCAAGCUCUUCUGGCAGCACAGGAAGGGCCACACCGCUGAGGCACCCGGCAAAGACGGCUCCCCUGGCUCGGGCACCCGCACCUUGGAGCAGCGCUGCAUCCCACCAGCCGCAGCAACGGAAGGACAGGAGGAGGUGGGGAGUUGCCACCCUGGCUGGGAAGCCACCAUGGCAGAAGCCAGGCCAGCGAAGCCCACAGCCACUGGGGAGAGCAUCUUGGAGGGGCAGAGAGCAUCAGCUGGAGAAGAGGACUCGGGCAGUGGUGGGGAGGAGUCGCCAGAGGAGGAUGGCGAGAGCACCUGCGAAGGCAAGGCCAAAGAGAAUGGGAAGGUGACUCCCAAGAAAGCCAGAGUGCCACAAGCACAGCACUUCAAAGGGGAUGUCGCAGAGGGCUCCGAGUACCUCUACAAGACCCACAUGUGCCCCGAGUGCAAGCGGUGCUUCAAGAAGCGGACACACCUGGUGGAACACCUUCACCUGCACUUCCCUGAUCCCAGCCUGCAGUGCCCCAACUGCCACAAGUACUUCACCAGCAAAAGCAAGCUGAAAAUCCACAUGAUGCGAGAGACAGGCGAGAAGGCCCAUCGCUGCCCGCUCUGCCACUACAGCUCGGUGGAGAAGAACGCCCUCAACCGCCACAUGGCCAGCAUGCACGAGGACAUCUCCAACUUCUACUCUGACGUUUACUCCUGCCCCGUCUGCAACGAGAAGUUUCGGCUCAGCCAGGCCCUCAAAGAGCACUUGAAGACUCACAAAGCCGAGCCCAAGAGGCUGAGCUGCUUCCAGGGUGGCUGCGACUACUGCGCGGAGGACCGGAAGGAGUUUGUCCGUCAUCUGAAGGAUGCUCACAGCAUCAAGGCGGUGGAGUGCAAGUACCACGCCUGCUCUCUGCUCUUUGGCACGGCUGAGGCCAUGGAGGCUCACCGGAAAACCCACUACGCCUUCCACUGCCAGCAGUGUGACUUCAUCUGCUCCAACAAGCACGUCUUCCGCAAGCACAAGAAGCAGGGCCACCCAGGCAGCGAGCAGCUCCAGUGCAGCUUCUGCCCCUACGCCACCUUCAACCCCGUGGAGUUUCACGACCACGUGGGCAAGAUGCACGCCAAUGAGAAGAUCCACAAGUGCACCGAGUGUGCCUUUGCCACCGCGCACAAGAGGGUCCUCAUCCGGCACAUGCUGCUGCACACUGGAGAGAAACCUCACAAGUGUGAGCUCUGCGACUUCACAUGCCGGGAUGUGAGCUACCUGUCCAAGCACAUGCUGACGCACUCCAAUGACAAGAACUUCAUGUGCACUGAGUGCGGGUACAUCACCAAGUGGAAGCACUACCUGAACGUCCACAUGCGCAAGCACACUGGAGACCUCCGGUACCAGUGCAACCAGUGCUCGUACCGCUGCCACCGCGCUGACCAGCUGAGCAGCCACAAGCUGCGGCACCAGGGCAAGAGCCUGAUCUGCGAGGUGUGUGGCUUCGCCUGCAAGCGCAAGCAUGAGCUGCAGAAGCACAUGCAGGCAAAGCACUUGCAGAACUACCAGGUGCCUGUUUUCCAGUGCCAGUACUGCACCUACCAGACCAAGUACAAGCAGGCACUGCUGAACCACGAGAACUGCAAGCACACCAAGCAGAAGGAGUUUCGCUGUGCCCUCUGUUCCUACUGCACCUUCAGCAACACCAGCCUCUUCUUCCACAAGCGCAAGACUCACGGUUAUGUCCCUGGUGACAAGGACUGGCUGGAAAACUAUGCCAGCAGGGAGCUGGAGAUCAGCUCAUCCGAGGCCCUCUUUGGCUAUGAGCUCGGCACAGCCCUGCGUGUCGAUGCUAGCUUCCCCCUCGCUAGCAAGGAGCAGCGGGCAAAGGCAAAGCCAUCUGAGGGGGAAGAGGGCCCCCAGAAAGCUGUAGAGGUGCCCUUGGUCGGGCAGGACACUGCACCACUGGAGAGCAGCAGUGAGGCAGAGAAGGAUGUGGGUGAGGGGGAUCAGCGCCAUCCUGCUGCUGAGGAUGCCCCUGGACAUGACCACAUGCCAGAAGACAUUGCUACAGGCUCAGCACAGCUCACUGCUUCUGGGAAUGUGGCUGAGAGCUGCACCUUGCACUUGGAGGAGCUGAAUGUCUCAUCUGACCCCCUCCUGGAGCAUUUGACUGGAGAAGGCUGCGUGGCACAGCCAGAGAGAGUGGAAAUGCUGCCCUGCAAAGAGCCUUCAGCAGCCUAUGAGAUGCUGAGCUCCCGGGAUGACCUUGGCUUGGAGGACAAUGAUAAUACACUCGAAGACAUCCAAGACUUUGAGGAAGAGGAAACAGAUGUACGGGAGGAUGAUGAGGCGGUGAGGCUGGAGGGUGAUGUAGUGGCAGGAGACAGGCAGGGAAAAGACUCCCUGAGGCAGGGCACGGCCCACCAUGAGGGGUCAUGUUCGGAGCACCACAAGGUGGUGUCACACACAGAGCUGAGGGAGCCUUGCCAAGCCGAGCUGCCGGAGGCCUGGCUCAGCGUGCUGAAGGUGGCUGAGCAGAGCCAGCCGCUAGGCCCAGGGGAUGUGGCCACCUCGGGUGAGGAUGCCAGGGGUGGCUCAGAAUCAGUACUGAAGGCUCUGCGGAAGCAGGACAAGGAGCAGGCAGAGACACUGGUGCUGGAGGGCAGGGUGCAGAUGCUGGUGGUGCAGUCAGAGAGCCAGGUGUUUAAGUGUGAGAAGUGCUCGUAUGUCACGCGGAAGGAGAAGUCGCUGUCCCUGCACUCCAAAGGCAGCUGCCAGAGCCGCCGGGCCCCACUCGUGUGCCGCGACUGCGGCGCCAGCUUUAAGCAGCAAAGAGGGCUCAACACCCACCUCAUCAAGAAGUGCCCCAUCCUCCUGAAGAAGAACAAGAUCCUCAAACCAGCUGGUCAGGAGCCACGUGGGUUGUGCCAACCUGCUGACCAGCCUGGUGAUAGUGGUACAGAACCAGCAGAGAGGGAGAAUGGAGUCUCAGAGGAGUCUGGAGACAUGGAGGGCCCUUGGGAAGCUGAGCUGCUCCCUGAUAAAGUGCAGGCAGCAGGCAGUCCUUUGGCUGGGCAACUGGGCUGUCCUGCCCCUGAGAAAUCCCAGCCAGGCAACAGCACAGAGGUGGCAGAAGUGUCUCCGCAGCAAGCAGAUGGAGCUGAGGCAAGUGGAGCUGCUUGUCCCUCCCAGCCUGGGAAACCCUCAGAGAAAUACCGGCUGGAGGGGGGAAAGCUGCACUGCAACUCCUGCUCCUUCGUGUGCUCACGCCUCUCCACCAUCACCUCUCAUGUGGAGGAUGGGUGCCGGAGCCUGGAACAAUUCUGGUGUGCCCUGUGCCCUGAAGCCUUCCGCUCCCAGCGGGCCCUCAGGAGCCACUGUGCCGAGAAGCACGUCACGCAUCCCAAGGAAGAUGGACCCCAAAGCACCAAACUCCCUGCGGGGGACCCAGGCUGUGUCGAGACAGGCCAGCCCCAUGAGUUCCCACUGGACGCAGCUCCCCCAAAGGCAUCCCUGCCCAAGAGAAGACGUUUCUGUUGCCCCACCUGCCCCUUCACCUGCCACCAGGAGCGGGCCAUGAAGACGCACAAGAAGAGGGGCUGCGUGGUGCUGGGCGAAUUCCGCUGCGCCUCCUGCCCCUUCACCUCCAAGGUGGCCAAAGCCCUGCGGCUGCACCGCAAGCUGCACCGCAAGCACUACAGCAAGCGGCCGCAGCUGCAGUGCCGCCAGUGCGAGUUUACCUGCAAGCAGGCCCGCUGCCUGCGGCAGCACAUCCGCAUCAAGCACGAGGGGGUGAAGCCGCACAAGUGCCGCUACUGCGAGUUCAGCACGACGCGGCGCUACCGCCUGGAAGCCCACCAGUCCCUGCACACUGGCGUGGGGCGCAUCGCCUGUGGCGUCUGUGGCCAGACCUUUGGUACCAACUCCAAGCUCCGCAUCCACCGCCUGCGGGUGCACGAGAAGACGCCCACCCACUUCUGCCCACUCUGCGACUACAGCAGCUACCUGCAGAAUGACAUCACCCGCCACGUCAACAGCUGCCACCACGGUGAGCUCAACUUCGGCUGCUCCCGCUGCGAGGCUCGCUUCAGCUCCGAGACGGCCCUCAAGCAGCACGUCCUGCGGCGGCAUGAGGAGAAGGUGUCCUACGGCUGCCCGCGCUGCAGCUUCGUGUGCCACAGCGAGGCCACCCUCAAGUGCCACGUGCAGAAGCAGCACCCGCACCUGGAGUGCGGCACCUGCAAGGAGACCUUCGCCACCCGGGAGGCUCUAGAGGAGCACAGGAGGCAGCACUUCAGCCACCGCUGCGAGCUGUGCAGCUUCGCGGCCAAGGAGCGGCAGCAGCUGGUGCUGCACUACGUGGAGAGCCACGAGCCGGCCGCCCCCCAGGACAGGCCCCUGCAGUGCCCCUUCUGCGACUUCACCUGCCGCCACCAGCUCGUCUUCGACCAGCACAUGAAGGGCCACGGCAGCACCCGCAUGUACAAGUGCUCCGACUGUGAGUACACCACCAAGAACAGGCAGAAGAUCACGUGGCACAUCCGCAUCCACACUGGCGAGAAGCCCUACAAGUGCCACCUCUGCCAAUACGCCUGUGCCGACCCCUCGCGUCUCAAGUACCACAUGCGGAUCCACAAGGAGGAGCGGAAAUACCUCUGCCCUGACUGUGGCUACAAGUGCAAGUGGGUGAACCAGCUCAAGUACCACAUGACGAAGCACACGGGCCUGAAGCCGUACUGCUGUGACGAGUGUGAGUACCGCACCAACCGCGCGGACGCCCUGCGCGUGCACAAGGAGACGCGGCACCGGGAGGCCCGCUCCUUCAUCUGCGAGCAGUGUGGCAAGGCCUUCAAGACCCGCUUCCUCCUCAAGACCCACCUGAAGAAGCACAGCGAGGAGAAGCCCUACGUGUGCAACGCCUGCGGGCGGGCUUUCCGCUGGGCGGCCGGCCUGCGCCACCACUACCUGACCCACACCAACGAGCACCCCUUCUUCUGCCGAUACUGCCCUUACAAGGCCAAGCAGAAAUUUCAGGUCAUCAAACACAUCCAGAGGCAUCACCCCGAGAGCGGGGCCGGCGACCCCAGCCAGGGGGUAGGCAAGGACCCCAGCACACCCACUGUCCACCUCCACGCCGUGCAGAGGGAGAGCCGGGCAGAGGGGCUCCCUGGGAUGGAGCGGGAAGGAGGGGGGCCCGGGGAGAAGGAUGGCACCUCACAGUGAGGCCAGAUCCUGACUGCUUUAAAGCGCCAGUGACAGGCCUGCUGCAGAGCUGUCUGUGUGUGUACAGGCAUAUAUGUAUAUGGGUUGUAAAAUA